UCUGGGGAACGCCCCACAGUAGGCACACCAGACCUAUGAGUUAGGUGCGCGAAAUUACGUCUUCGUCGGGCCGAUCCUCGUUGGGAUUUUUGUGACAAAAGAGGGCGUCUGGCUCGUCUCUUAAAGACUCGUAACCAACACCUUCGUUCUUGUGUGUACAUCUCCAACAAUCGCCAUGUCUUCUCCUCCAUCCUCUGAAAUCAAGAAGGGCUACGCCCCAGGGCACGUAGACGCCGAGUCGCAACAUGUGGCCGAAGAUGCCGUGUUCGGUGAGGUGGUUGAGGGUGGCCCGGAUUAUCGCGCUGUUGGAUGGAAAGGCACUGUUGCCUUGAUGUUGAAGACGCAGAUCGGACUGGGUGUGCUCUCUAUCCCUGCUGUCUUCGACGUCCUCGGUCUGAUUCCCGGGAUCUUGUGCUUGUUCAUCAUCGGUAUCAUCACUUGCUGGUCCAACUACGUGGUUGGCGUCUUCAAAUUACGGCAUCCUGAGGUCUACGGUAUCGAGGAUGUGGGCAGCAUGCUGUUUGGCCGUGUUGGACGAGAGAUUCUCGGCGGAGCGUUCGCAUUAUGGUGGGUUUGUGUUGCUGGGUCUGGAAUGCUCGGUAUUUCGAUCGCGUUGAACUCGCUCUCUGAACAUGGGACAUGUACUGCGGUCUUCGUCGCCGUCGCCGCCAUUAUCGGGUUUGCACUUUCGAGUAUCCCAACAUUGGGCAAGAUUACGUGGGUGGCGUGGAUUGGUCUGGUUGGUAUCCUCUCAGCCAUCCUCACCGUCACCAUCGCAGUAGGCCUUCAAGACCGACCACCAGCGGCCCCCUUGACCGAUGGACCCUGGAAAUCUGACUUCAAACUCUUUGGUAACCCGACAUUUGCUGAGGCAGCUGCGGCCUUGACUUCUCUUGUGUUUGCGUAUGCCGGUACCCCAGCGUUCUUCAACAUCGUGUCCGAGAUGCGUGAUCCUCGCAUGUACACACGCGCAGUCAUGAUCCAGCAGAGCAUUUCAACUUGCUUCUACGGCGUCGUCGGUAUCGUCGUGUACUACUACUGCGGCUCGUACGUUGCAUCUCCCGCCCUGGGUUCCGCAGGAGCCAUGAUGAAGAAGGUGUGCUACGGUCUUGCGCUCCCGGGUUUGAUUGCUAGCACUAUGUUGGUCACACACAUCAACGCCAAGUACUUCUUCAUCCGCACACUCCGUGGCUCGCGUCAUCUCAACCACAACACCCCAACCCACUGGAUAGUUUGGUUCAGCUACACCGCCGGCGUUUCACUAGCCGCAUACGUCAUCGCCAGCGCAGUGCCUGUUUUCGGCGGUCUGGUGUCUCUCGUCGGUGCCCUGUUCGGUACGCUCAUGUGCUUCCAGCCUAUGGGUUGCAUGUGGCUGUAUGACAACUGGUCGGCGGGCAAAGCGACCAAGUCGCCAAAGUGGAUCGCCAUGGUAGUUUGGUGUGUGUUCGUCAUUGCGUCUGGAACCUUUUUGAUGAUUGCCGGCACCUAUGGGUCGCUCGUGGAGAUCAUAGCCAGCUACAGUGUAAGUGGCGGAUCGAAGGCAUGGACGUGCGCGGACAAUUCGAACUCGACAUAGUCGCGUUGGGAGAGUGUCGAUUGCAUUUGAUAUGGCGCUUUUCAAAGCUGAUGAGUUUGACGAACUUGUAUAUAUGAACCAUUAGUUGGAUUGUUUCCCUGUAACGAAAUUAUGUUUGACUUGUA
This is a messenger RNA of Dothidotthia symphoricarpi CBS 119687, 1701 nucleotides long. RefSeq lists its product as uncharacterized. The transcript is spliced from 4 exons. Bases 176 to 1576 code for a protein of 466 amino acids. Gene Ontology annotation, biological process: amino acid transmembrane transport. NCBI's taxonomy places the organism in Eukaryota, Fungi, Ascomycota, Dothideomycetes, Pleosporales, Dothidotthiaceae. The record is from RefSeq and is a predicted model, not a curated record. Gene Ontology annotation, cellular component: vacuolar membrane. Gene Ontology annotation, molecular function: amino acid transmembrane transporter activity.